UUAAUUGCAACAAGGCCUCCCAGGAGCCACUUUGGCAAAACGAGGAGAGAGAACGAGUAUGGCAUGCUCCAUGAUAUCAACAACACCUGGAAUGCGUGCUGAGGUUGGUGUUUUGAGAUGAGACAUACAAAAUUAAGAGCCUUGCCAGGUUCCCAGCGUUUCGAUGUUGAGAUGAGACCAGACGAAAAUCCGUCUGAACUUCACCACGAACAGCUUAAUUUCGACACCUCUAUGAUCUAUCACCCUACAAUCAUCAGGUCUAAGGUGUCAAGUGUUUCUUAUUCGACUGGCGGAGCUUCACGACGCCAACCAGAGACGAUCUGCAAGCUGCCAUUGUCCAAUCUAAGCACCCGAUCCAAGAUACGGACAUUCGUCCGUAUAAUUGCAAGCCUGUGCAUACACUACACCUAGAGCCCCAUGCGGGUAUGAGGCGUUUGGCGGCCACUCGGCAAUAGUAGAGGGCAUUGGUACGCAGAAUGGCGAUAUGCGUAGGCUACCUUGGACAGCGGCAUAUGCGAAGGUGGAAUUCCCAUAUCUAGUUGGAGGGCAGCAUUC
Molecule: messenger RNA, 555 nt
Organism: Colletotrichum phormii
Lineage: Eukaryota; Fungi; Ascomycota; Sordariomycetes; Glomerellales; Glomerellaceae
Exons: 3
Coding region: 118-411 (97 amino acids)
Source: RefSeq, a predicted model, not a curated record